AUGAAAAUUGAUAUUCAUAGCCACAUUCUACCCAAGGAAUGGCCUGACCUAAAAAAGAGAUACGGAUAUGGUGGCUGGGUACAGCUGGAUCAUCACUGCAAGGGACAGGCAAAGAUGAUUAAGGAUGGAAAGGUUUUUAGAGUUAUUCAAGAGAACUGCUGGGACCCAGAAGUACGGAUUAAAGAAAUGGACCUAUCAGGAGUCACAGCCCAAGUCCUUUCCACCGUCCCUGUAAUGUUCAGCUACUGGGCCAAACCUCAAGAUACUUUAGAUCUAGCCCAGAUAUUAAAUAAUGACUUAGCUGCUACAGUAAAAAAGUACCCCAAGAGGUUUAUCGGCUUGGGUACGUUACCUUUGCAAGCUCCAGACCUGGCUGUGAAGGAAAUGCAUCGCUGCGUGAAAGAACUGGGAUUUCCUGGAGUACAAAUAGGAUCUCAUGUUAAUGAAUGGGACCUGAAUGCACCAGAACUGUAUGAGAUUUAUGCUGCUGCUGAAAAAUUAAAUUGCUGUCUCUUUGUGCAUCCCUGGGACAUGCAGAUAGAUGGAAGGAUGUCCAAAUAUUGGUUUCCCUGGCUAAUAGGCAUGCCAGCAGAAACAACCAUAGCCAUUUGCUCCAUGAUUAUGGGAGGAAUUUUUGAAAAAUUUCCUAAGCUGAAAGUUUGCUUUGCACAUGGAGGUGGAGCUUUUCCAUACACAGUGGGGCGAAUCUCCCACGGAUUCAACAUGCGCCCUGAUUUGUGCGCGGUGGAUAAUAAGGUGGAUCCAAGAAAAUACCUUGGUUCAUUUUACACAGACUCUCUUGUCCAUGAUCGUGGUGCACUAAGGCUGCUAACAAGUGUAAUCGGAGAGGACAAAGUUAUUUUGGGGACAGAUUACCCUUUUCCACUUGGGGAACUGGAACCUGGAAAGUUGAUUGAUUCGAUGGAAGAUUUUGACAAUAAACUGAAGGAUAAACUCAAGGCUGGCAAUGCUCUGGAAUUUUUGGGUCUUAGCAGAAAACAAUUUGAAUAAUUAUGAAGAUAUUAAAGAGACCAAACUUCAGAAAUAAUGCUGAAUCCUUAGGGAUACUUCUAUUUGCAUGUGCAAUUAUACAGAUGAAAAAUAAAUUUGACAAGUAUAU
Antrostomus carolinensis (chuck-will's-widow) is the source of this 1120-nucleotide messenger RNA. RefSeq names its product aminocarboxymuconate semialdehyde decarboxylase (gene ACMSD). NCBI's taxonomy places the organism in Eukaryota, Metazoa, Chordata, Aves, Caprimulgiformes, Caprimulgidae. The record is from RefSeq and is a predicted model, not a curated record. Gene Ontology annotation, molecular function: hydrolase activity; carboxy-lyase activity. Gene Ontology annotation, cellular component: cytosol; cytoplasm. The transcript has 10 exons. Gene Ontology annotation, biological process: secondary metabolic process. The coding region runs from base 1 to 1011 and encodes 336 amino acids.